AUGCCAUCGCAACUUAGUAGACAGGUAUCGCUAGUUGAUGAAGUCUCAGCUAAUGCUUCUAAGAGCUCCUACAACUCGCAUCCUUCCAAUCUUUCAGUGGAGGUGGGGGAGCGAAUGACUGCUACAGAUUGUGAUGAUGAGGCAAUGGUGUCGAGGUUACUAGACAUUGGCAAGAAGAUUGACUCAUUUAAUUGUCGAGGACUGGGGAGCGAGGUAAAGCAAAAGAAGAUGUGUGAGAUUGUUCGCUCUGAAGGUCUGAAAUUCUUGGAGAUUCAGGAAACAAAACUUGAGACAUGUAAUAGUAACUUAUGUGCGCGUCUGUGGGGUUCUGUGGAUUUUGAUUGGUGUGCCUUGCCCUCCAUUGGCAGAAGUGGGGGUAUGGUUUCACUUUGGGAUACUUCCAAAGGUAAAAUACUUUUCUCCUUUUUUGGUACUGGAUUCCUGGGUGUUUGCUUGCAGGUAUUGACCAUUGGAAACCUAUGUGUUGUGGUGAAUGUCUAUGCAUUGUGUAGACUAAGUGAGAAAAGAAAGUUAUGGGAUGAUUUGCUUAUGACAAGAAAGGGUUUUGGCAAAUUUAUGUGGUGUAUAUUGGGUGACUUCAAUGCUGUGAGACAGGUGAAAGAGAGUAAGGGUUGUCAGACAAACCAUGGUGUCUCUGAAAUGGAUGGCUUAAAUUCUUUCAUUCAGGAAAUGGAACUUGUGGAUCUUCCACUUGUGGGUAAAAAAUUUACGUGGAUAAAAGGGGAUGCUUCUAUAAUGAGCAGACUCGAUCGAGUCCUUGUUUCUAGUUCCUGGCUUGAUUAUUGGGGAGAUGGUUUCAUUCAGGUUCUGAGCAGAGAUGUAUCUGAUCAUUGUCCCAUUAUUCUUAAGCACAAAGUGGUUAACUGGGGUCCAAAGCCGUUUCGAUUUAACAAUUGUUGGCUGACUCAUAAAGGAGUUGUGGAAGUGGUGGAGGAAGCAUGGAAAAGAGAGAUUACCCUUCCAUGGGCUGCCUAG
Messenger RNA from Abrus precatorius (Indian licorice), 996 nucleotides. RefSeq lists its product as uncharacterized. NCBI's taxonomy places the organism in Eukaryota, Viridiplantae, Streptophyta, Magnoliopsida, Fabales, Fabaceae. Bases 1 to 996 code for a protein of 331 amino acids. The transcript is spliced from 2 exons. The record is from RefSeq and is a predicted model, not a curated record.